CAUGGGAACAGUGUGCUCCUCCCUACUCAGAGGCAGAACUCCAUUCAGCAGACGCCUGUACCUGCAGAACCCAUUGCUCAGGCUGCCUGUAGCUCCCAGGCAUCCAGAAAAAUGGCAAAUUUCAAAGGUCAUGCCCUUCCGGGUAGCUUUUUCAUUGUCUUUGGCUUAUGGUGGUCUGUGAAGUAUCCACUUAGAUACCUGAACAGCAAGGUAAAAGGAAACUGUAGGUCCAACAAGUGCUAUGAACGUUUGGAGCUCAUUGAAGGAAUACUUAAAGCACUAUUUGCAUUAAUAGGGAUGCUGGCAGAGCAAUUUGUUCCCGAUGGGCCUCAUAUGCACCUUGUAAAUGGAGAGGAUCACAGCUGGGUAAAGCUAAUGAACUGGCAGCAUACAACUAUGUACCUCUUUUAUGGAAUCUCAGGUGUGGUGGAUAUCCUGACUUAUUUUCCCCUAAACGUACCACAGGGAUUGGAUCGUCUCAGUUUGGGCAUGGCUGUCAUUGUUGAAGGUCUCCUCUUCUAUUAUCAUGUCCAUAAUCGGCCAGCACUUGACCAGCACAUUCAUUCUUUGCUUCUCAUUGCUAUUUUUGGAGGUGCUAUAUGUAUUAUGAUAGAAGUGUUUCUGAGAAAUGAUAUUAUUCUGGAGUUAUUCCGUUCCAGUCUCACUAUUCUUCAGGGAACAUGGUUCUGGCAGAUUGGGUUUGUGCUAUACCCACUUGGAGGGGCACCAGAGUGGGACCAGACUGACCACGGGAACGUCAUGUUUAUCACCAUGUGCUUCUGCUGGCAUUAUGCUGUGGCCUUGCUUAUCAUGGCUAUCAACUAUUCUCUGGUCUAUUGUUGUGUAAAGAGGCACAAGAAGUUGUCUGGCAUUGUGGAUAACGGCAUUCGGAAAAUAAAUUCUAAGAAGGCUGAAGCGGAAGCCUCUCUUCUAGCUGGCUCAGAUGAAGAAUGAAACUUAACAUCAACAAAUUGACUAAAAUUCUUAAGCAAACAAUUCAGAGAUGUGCUAAAAAAUGUGGGUUCUAAAAGUUAUUGAGCAGCUGAAAACCCUGUGGGAAUCAUUUAUGGAUCUUGUAUAUAUUCAAGCCCGGAUCUUCCUCUUCAGCUCCCCUAAGCCACCAGGUCCUAGUGCCUGCCUACCUUCACAUGCACUGGAGUGCUGGGGAGCUGCGGCUCCCCAGUGCUCCUAUAAUGUGGAAGGGUGUCAUGCCGCCCCUGAAUUUUUGCCCCCCUUCAGCCCAGGCCUUUGUGGCCUCGCCUCAAAUCCGAGCCUGUAAAUAUUUAAUAUUCCUAAAUCAGUAAAGCUUCCAUACACACAUUUUUGGACUAAGAGCUCUUAAACAUAUGCUUUUGAUAUAAUGCAGGAUAAUAGUACACCUUGUUUACUUAUAGUGAGAUGUGUAACUUACAGAUACUUUGGUAUUAAAUGUACUUUAUAAAUGCUAAUUUAACUACUGUACUAAUGUUAUGGAUUGCAGAGGGAAGACAGAGAAAAUUAAAACAGCCUAAUGAAGUAGAUUAUAUUUUGACCUGAUUGCCCUUAUAGGAGUAUGCCAGUUGCUGGACAUUUUGUUACUCUACCAUCCAGUGUCGGACUGGCCCAUCAGGAUACCAGGAAAACUCCCGGUGGGCCCAGGUGUCAGUGGGCCCUCUUGCUUCUAACCAUUUAGCAUAUUUUAUGAUCAUUCCCUAUUUAUUUAUGGGAAACAAAUGCUUAAAAAUUGAAGAAUAUAUUAAGUAGAUAUAAAAGACUAGGAUAAUAAAGAGGUUGAGUGAGGAGAGUAGAAAUAAUAGUUUGGAAAGUGAGUCCAUUGUCUAAGAUGGGCCCACAGUCUAAGGUUUUCUGGUGGGCCCCUGGCAUCCCAGUCCGACACUGCUAGCAUCAGACCUGUUUUCCGUAAGGCAAUGGCAUGCAUGGCAGUUUAACGUUUAUAUUGUCUUACAGUGAUUAAUAUAGCUCUACGAGUUGGGACAAAAUCCCCCAGGCACUCGUAUGGCAUACACCUACAAGUGUGGGUACACCCAGCUAUUCUAAAAGUUCUUUAAACAAUUAAUUUCCCAGAUGACAAAAUGCUCCGAAUCACCCCCUUUGAUCCCCCUACCCUAGUGAGGAAGCAUGAAUAGUAAAUAUUGUAAAAACCAAUUAUAUAAAUACUGAUUUGAUAAAAGAACAGCAACUUCUCUUUACCGUAAAUAAAUGUGGUAUUAUAAGUUAA
Molecule: messenger RNA, 2218 nt
Organism: Xenopus laevis (African clawed frog)
Lineage: Eukaryota; Metazoa; Chordata; Amphibia; Anura; Pipidae
Gene: tmem45b.L
Product: transmembrane protein 45B L homeolog
Cellular component (GO): lysosomal membrane; endosome membrane; Golgi apparatus
Source: RefSeq, marked provisional